This is a messenger RNA of Drosophila sulfurigaster albostrigata, 1514 nucleotides long. It is a transcript of the gene alien, whose product is annotated as COP9 signalosome complex subunit 2. Gene Ontology annotation, biological process: protein deneddylation. Gene Ontology annotation, cellular component: COP9 signalosome. Bases 108 to 1442 code for a protein of 444 amino acids. Lineage: Eukaryota; Metazoa; Arthropoda; Insecta; Diptera; Drosophilidae. The transcript is spliced from 6 exons. The record is from RefSeq and is a predicted model, not a curated record.
UUCUGCCUAUCGGGCAACCGCCACAUUCCACAGUGGAACAUAAAUUCUGCCACUUUUCUGGGCAUUGUUUUGUUUAAUAAAUUGUUGCACUACAAAUAAGCUGCGCAAUGUCUGAUAACGACGACGAUUUCAUGUGCGACGAUGAUGAGGAUUAUGGCCUGGAAUACUCCGAGGAUAGCAAUUCAGAACCGGACGUGGAUCUGGAGAAUCAAUACUACAACAGCAAGGCACUGAAGGAAGAGGAACCUAAAGCGGCGCUCGCCAGUUUUCAAAAGGUGCUCGAUUUGGAGAAUGGUGAGAAGGGUGAAUGGGGCUUCAAGGCGCUGAAGCAGAUGAUCAAAAUCAACUUUAGACUGUGCAACUAUGAGGAAAUGAUGGUGCGUUACAAGCAACUACUCACCUACAUUAAGAGCGCAGUCACUCGCAACCACUCUGAGAAAAGCAUCAACUCUAUACUGGAUUAUAUAUCAACCUCGAAGAAUAUGGCGCUGCUGCAGAACUUCUACGAGACAACUUUGGAUGCACUGCGCGAUGCUAAGAACGAUCGCUUGUGGUUCAAGACCAACACUAAGCUGGGAAAGCUUUAUUUCGAUCGCAGUGACUUCACCAAACUGCAAAAGAUACUCAAACAACUGCACUCCAGCUGCCAGACAGACGAUGGAGAGGAUGAUCUCAAGAAGGGUACGCAAUUGCUGGAGAUUUACGCGUUGGAAAUUCAAAUGUACACAGUGCAAAAGAACAACAAAAAGCUCAAGGCUCUCUAUGAACAAUCCUUGCACAUCAAGUCCGCUAUUCCACAUCCUCUCAUCAUGGGCGUCAUACGUGAGUGUGGCGGCAAAAUGCAUCUGCGUGAAGGAGAAUUUGAGAAAGCACAUACUGAUUUCUUUGAGGCGUUCAAAAACUACGAUGAGAGUGGCUCCCCAAGGCGCACCACAUGCCUUAAGUACUUGGUGCUGGCUAAUAUGUUGAUGAAAUCCGGCAUUAAUCCAUUUGACUCGCAGGAGGCAAAACCAUAUAAGAAUGAUCCAGAGAUUUUGGCCAUGACAAAUCUGGUUAAUUCCUAUCAGAACAAUGACAUCAACGAGUUUGAGACUAUUCUGCGUCAACAUCGCAGCAAUAUUAUGGCUGAUCAAUUCAUUCGCGAACACAUCGAAGACUUGCUGCGCAACAUUCGCACUCAGGUGCUCAUUAAACUGAUUAAACCAUACAAGAACAUAGCCAUACCCUUCAUAGCCAAUGCACUCAACAUUGAGCCCGCCGAGGUGGAGAGUCUGCUUGUUUCCUGCAUUUUGGAUGAUACCAUCAAGGGACGCAUCGACCAAGUGAAUCAAGUUCUUCAAUUGGACAAAGUUAAUAGCAGCGCUUCAAGAUAUAAUGCACUGGAGAAAUGGUCCAACCAAAUCCAAUCGCUACAGUUUGCUGUGGUACAAAAAAUGGCUUAGACAUUAGAAAACGUUUAAGACCAAAUCGAAAUAAUGGAAAUAUUAAAAGAACCCAAGAAAAAAAUAAUACAA